AAAAAAAAAGUCUCCUGGGGAUGUGCACGCCCCCUCCAAGACCCCCCACUGCCCACCAACGGCUUCAGUUCCUGGGAGCCCUGAUGGGCCCUCUACUGAUCUUGUGCCACAUAGCACAACUACCUGUGGGGAAGAGAUGGCAAAGGGUAUCAGCUUCUGCUGGGGCAGCACUGGGGCAGCAGAGCUCACAGCCCCGAAUUCUCAGUGAGGGGGUGUGGAGGGUGGGGACUCCUUAAGUCCUUCCUGUUUAUUGCCCUGAUUUACCUCCUCUCCAGUUAAGUAUGGUGUGCCUGCUUCAGAGCACACUCAGGAGAUGCUAAUGGAUAAUAAAGAGGGUGUUCCCGCCCCAAUACCUAUACUUGUCAAUAAUUAGCGAUGAUUUCCUAGGUUCUGGGAGGAGGCAAUGGCACCUGGCCUGCCCCAGCUGGUUUAACUCAUCAUUGUAGCAUUAGCAUAGCAAUUCCAAGGUCCCUGAGUGGGGUAUUCCACUCAUACCUGGGGGUAUUCCAGGUAUGGUUUCUCCCAAGGGUUAAGGGAAUUUGAGAAGUUACUUCACCAUGUUCCUGAUCCUAGCCAGAGACCGGUCCCUAAACUCAAGCCCUUCCAGCUCCCCUAGUAACCAUGAGACUCCUGUGGUCUUCUGUCCUGGGGAUUCCAGAUGGGACUGUGUGAACAGAAUGCCUGGAGGGCCUCCCUGAGGAAGGCCAAUGGCCUUAAGCCAAAGGACCCAGGAGUGUAAAGGUUGUUUGGGCAAGUGUACAGGGCAAGGUAGGCAAGAAAGGGGAUUCCGGCCCAAGUGAUUGAGCAGGAGUAACGAUUUUGAUAAAGUUGUUAAUCACUGGCCAUGGGGUUUGACCUGCCCCAGAGAGAGGGAGUGACAAAGGCCCCCAUGCAGGGGUGUGAUGACCAGCUGGCUUUCCAGGAAAAAAAAAAAAAAAAAAAAAGCCCUUGUUAAGAAUCUUCCAAUGUCUGUGGUGUAAAUACUCUCACCAAGUCCAAUUUCAAGCUGCCACUGGUUUAACAACUGACUUACAGAAUUCUUGAAUAUUUAACAGCCAGCUCUCACUCACUUCCCAUUAGCUCACUGUCCCCACCACAGGCCGUCAACAACACAAGCCCCCAGGACCCAUCCGCAUGCCUCUCUGAGCCCAGACUCCCACUUCCCUGGCUGUAUUGCAAAAUGUUAUGCACGCACUGGACAGUGCAUGAGCCCAGGCUUGAGACAGGCCAUUUAGCCCUUCAUGCUCCUUGUGCUUCAGUCCUGCGGGAAGGCUGGCUGGUCAGCCUUGCGGCUUACCAUGAUGCUGCUGAGGUGAUGGAUGUGAAAUGACUUUACCAAAGUGAACAGCAAACCUAGUCAAGUGAAGUGCCGCAGCCCAAGGCCCAGGGACUACCUAUUUCUAAUCUGGAGCAGUGGGGAAGUCUGACUCCAUGCCAACCACAAUGGUUUGACAAGCCCUAGUUUGGAGCACCUAGCAGUUUGCCAUCUGACAAGCCACCCUGCCUCUCCCCUCCCUCAGUCACAUGCAGCUGCCUCACACACUCCCACUUCCAGGAGACCAGGUGUGCAGGGUGAUGAACACCAGGUAGCCAGGAAGCCACUAGGUUAGUUCCCUGAACCACAGAACAACACAACACCCAUCCCAGGGGUUGGGAAUCUAUCCACAAAAGUCCACUUGUAGAAGGGGCUUCCUGGUAUUGUGGCCAGGCCAUUUCUCUGGGUGCAGGUUUUUCAUUGUGCAAUCUUCUCAGAGACCCACCUGUACUUGACUCCUUCCCAGUGACUCCAUCUCUCCCUCCUCUGGGCUUCUGGAAUGGUACAAGGGCCCCACCUUACUUAGCCAGGCAGCUGUGAUGAGAGGUGUUGACCCAGCUGCCUCUCUGCUAGCUCACUGUGUCAGGUGGAAGGAGCUGAGAGAGCAGCAGGGCCAUAUCUUUCUGUAUGGCCAGGGACCCUGGGACUGUCCAGAGGCAGGGUCCUCUGGGAGUCAGCCAGACACUGGGUGAUGAAUGGUACAGGGAGCCGAUGAGAAACAGGCUCUGGGCCAGGAAAAACAGCCCAGAGCUACAGGUGUUCUGCUCUUCCUGCUCCUUUCCUGUCUUAAUCCCUCCUGUUUGGUGACAGCACUCAGCCAGGCCUGGAGACCAGCAGGGAACACCUGCUGACCUGAGAGUAAAUUUCUAUGGGGAUGGAGAUGGUCACAUGUGUCUGGUUUCUGUGAACGUCACACUCCAUGUCAUUGCAGGAGACAGAGUUAUGAAUGACCCAGCACACCGCACGGCAACACAUGCUUGGCCGGGAGUGGGCACACAUGUGAGAGGCAGAGUAGAAGACUCCAUGGAGGGGUCAUUUGACCCCUUGAACAUUUGAAUGGGGUCAUGAAAGUGCCCCCCCCCCCCCACUUCCAUAGCCCCAGUCUCUCUGCACAGACUGGCCCCAACCCUAGGACUCACAGAUCUGCCUUCUGGGAAUCCCUGGGGUGGCCCAAGGCAGCCUGCCCUCCUCAGCAAGAGAUCACACAGCCAACUUCCUCCAUCCAAAGCCUUCCAGAACCUCACCACUGGCUUUGCCAACAUGGUGGACAUUUCCCCUUCUCAGAACAUAAGGGAGUGAGAUUCUCUGGCUGCUCUUUCCAUGAAUGAGCAGGUGAGGGGGGAGAAGGAGGGCUGUAGCACUUGGGGAAGGGGCUCUCUUAGAAAGUUCCUGGAAGGUGAGAGGGAACAGGAGGGGAGGAGACAAUACUAGUGGCAUAGAGGAUGGGGUCUGCCCAGAGCUGGAGCCCAUCUGGAUCCCGGUGUACCCUCCCAGAAGUUCAGGGUUGGCACCAACCCACUUUAGGGCCUUAACAAGGUUGCUCCGGCUGAGGUCUGGUCCCCCGCAAAGUGCUGACUCUGGAUCGGAUGUGAUGAAUGAGGGAAAAUGACUGUAGCAGUUGAGUUCAUGGCAAAUGCUUGUGUGUAUGUGUCCCCUCAUUUAAAAAAAAUCUCUGUGCAUUGUUGAUUCUGGGACUGUCUUCUCUCUGCCUCUCUGGAGAAUUUUAUGGGAUUCCAAGCUUGGUUUAGAAUGUAGGAAAAACACCUACCCACCCCGUGCUGUGCACAAAGUAGGAGCCUAGUGAAUGCAUGUGCCUUUUCUUUAGCCAUUCAAAGUGGUCACUUGGGGUUGAGGGAAAAGGGGCUUCCCCAGCCUAGAAGCUGAUGGGCCUUUGGUCCCUGCCUCCCCUCCUUCUUCCCUCUCCAGCUGAGGACAGAUACCUGGAUGUCAUAACAUACUCCGUGUCCUCAUCUGUAUAUUCUGGGACACAGGCUGGGGAGGGUACCUGAGUAGGUCCCCUCUGACUGAGGAUGGACUUUCUUGCACCGUGGGCUGCCCUGUACCAGUCCCAGGAUGGAUGCAGAAGGGUGAGGCACUGAUCCUGCUCGUUGGGCAGGAUGCUGGCAGGAGGGCGGGGAUGAGCAAGGGCGGGGCUUCCAGAACAAAGGAGAAUGGGGAGCCCUGGGGGCCCAGGCCAGGCAUCAAAAAGGCUCUGCAGAGUGAGCAGGCUAUCGCAGCUGCCUGCCUCUUGUGUCCAGCAGUCAGUCAGCCAGCUUGCGCCGGUCCCUUCUGCCUGCCCCAGACGGGCACCAAACAACACUCUGCUUAGAGAGGCCUUGUUCUCCAGCGUGAUUGCGCCGACACUGCUCUGUGGUUUUCUCUACUUGGUGUGGGUUGCUGCUGCAGUUCCAGAGGAGGGCAGAGGGAUGGCUGAGAGUGGAGCCAGGAGCCGGGAGGGCCGUCGGGAGCAUGCCUUCAUCCCGGAGCCCUUUGAUGGAGCCAACGUAGCCCCACACCUCUGGCUGCACCGCUUCGAGGCCAUCAAUGACCUCAACCAUUGGGACCAUGUCACCAAACUAAGGUUCCUGAAAGAGUCCCUCAGGGGAGAUGCCCUGGAGGUCUACAGUGGACUCAGCCCCAAGGACCAGGAAGACUAUGGGGCUGUGAAAGAGACCCUCCUGAAGGCCUUCGGGGGGCCCGAGGCCACCCACAGCCACCUGCCUAAGGAGAUCGUCUUUGCCAACAGCAUGGGUAAGGGCUACUACCUCAAGGGGAAAAUUGGCAAAGUGCCCGUGAGGUUCCUGGUGGACUCGGGGGCCCAGGUCUCUGUGGUCCACCCCAACUUGUGGGAGGAGGUCACAGAUGGUGACUUGGACACUCUGCGGCCCUUUGAGAAUGUGGUAAAAGUGGCCAAUGGGGCUGAAAUGAAGAUCCUGGGCAUUUGGGAUACAGUGGUGUCCCUGGGCAAGCUGAAGCUGAAGGCAGAGUUCCUAGUGGCCAAUGCAAGUGCUGAAGAAGCCAUCAUUGGUACCGAUGUGCUCCAGGACCACAAUGCUGUCCUGGACUUCGAGCAUCGCACGUGCACCCUGAAGGGGAAGAAGUUCCGGCUCCUGCCUGUUGGAGGGUCCCUGGAAGAUGAGUUCGACCUGGAGCUCAUAGAGGAGGAGCCCUCCUCAGGGGAGGGGGGACAGCAGCUCUCCUACUGAGAAGCCCCCUUUUCUUUACCCCCCAAACAUUGGUUGGAAGACCCACCACAAUGGAGGGGAAGGGCAGAUAUCCUCACUGGGGUCACUGGGUUUUGCCAGCCCUCUGGGUUUUGCCUCCUCUUUGCAGGGGCCUUAAGCUGCCGCUGGUGGGGAGGCUUCUAUCUGAAAAGGCACAGGUGAGGGAGAACAGGCUGGCCAUCUCAGUGGGAGGGAGAGUCCUCGUGGUGGUCAAGCGGUUAUUGCUGCCAAAGAUUUAAGGCUGGAAGAAGGUUCCAAGAAGGCUAGAAGUGAUUGUCUUGGAGAGAGAACUGGGGCACCCCAUCAGAUCGAUCCCCUGAGUUAUGGCUCAGUCACCUUGAGGUGCAUGCAGUUUAAUUCAGCUGGGCUGGGUCCUGGCUGCAAGAUCCUCACAGGCAAGACCCAGUGCUUGCGGAUGAGGGUCACAGCUGCUCUGGGAUUCUUUCCUGUUGGGUCUUCCCACCUACCUGUAUGAUGUAGUUUCCUUCUGUCAUUGCUUUGAAACCCAUCGAGCCUUAUGCCAAUAAUUCAUUACUUCAAAAACCAAUAAAAAUUGACUCAUGGAAAAACCACAUAAUGUGUUGACUGGGGAUGAAUGGAAUGGAUGUGAGAGGCUGGGUACAACAGGGAGAAAAUGUCAAAGAGAAGGAAGAUCUAGUCAGUGAGUGACUAGCCUGGAGAUGU
This is a messenger RNA of Prionailurus viverrinus (fishing cat), 5223 nucleotides long. It is a transcript of the gene ASPRV1, whose product is annotated as aspartic peptidase retroviral like 1. Gene Ontology annotation, biological process: proteolysis. Gene Ontology annotation, molecular function: aspartic-type endopeptidase activity. The record is from RefSeq and is a predicted model, not a curated record. Bases 3487 to 4521 code for a protein of 344 amino acids. Lineage: Eukaryota; Metazoa; Chordata; Mammalia; Carnivora; Felidae. The transcript has a single exon. Gene Ontology annotation, cellular component: membrane.